Messenger RNA from Nothobranchius furzeri (turquoise killifish), 2556 nucleotides. RefSeq names its product growth arrest-specific 7b (gene gas7b). Gene Ontology annotation, cellular component: plasma membrane; cytoplasm; actin filament. The record is from RefSeq and is a predicted model, not a curated record. Gene Ontology annotation, molecular function: actin filament binding. NCBI's taxonomy places the organism in Eukaryota, Metazoa, Chordata, Actinopteri, Cyprinodontiformes, Nothobranchiidae. Gene Ontology annotation, biological process: actin filament polymerization; neuron projection morphogenesis.
AACGAUAGACAUAUAUUAAUCCAUGUGUCACACACAUUUCAUAGUGUGUUCUAUGCAAAUAGAUGGUAUUUAAAAACACAGAAAACCUUUCAGAUACAUGUAUUUACAUGUUUCAGAUCUUUGCAGAAUAAACCGGAGAUAUUUUAAAACUGUAAACGAGAAAUAAAGUGGUUUAUAAAAGCAAACAAACGAGAAAAAAGGGCAAAAUUGCUGUGCUUUUACUUUGACGGCUUACUUCCGGUUUCGGUGUUGUUGCGUCACUACUAUCUGUCGCUUCACAGCUGAGUGAAGAAGCCUGACGGAGGCUGAAGGAGGAGAGCGGAGAUUGAGGGGCGUCCUGACAGAAGCAGCAGGAGGAGAAAAACCAGUUCACCCACUCACCACCAGUUUCACCUCCUCUCCCACGAGACAAACCAGAGUUCUCUUUGUUUUUGGGUUUCCGUCAGCGACCAUCGCGCAGCCACAGCAACACCGCCUGACUGGGAAGUUUGGUCUCGUCCCGGUGAUGUCCGGAUCGUACUGCAAAAGUUUGUACCCGUUCAGCGGGGAGCAGCACCAGCAGGGACUGAGCUUCGAGGCUGGGGAGAUGAUUAGGGUGGUCCAGGCUAUACCCGGAGGCUGGUGGGAGGGGGAGAAGGAUGGAGCCCGGGGCUGGUUCCCCUCAAGCUACGUGCAGGUCCUGGAGAGAACAGCGUCUCUGAGUCAGCUGCCAGUGGAAGAUCUCAAAGACCCUCUCCCUCCUCAGUGGAGAUGCUACAUGUCCCCACAAGGACGGCAUUAUUACGUUAACACCACAAACAAUGAGACGACUUGGGAGAGACCAUCCAGCACACCAGGGACCCCCAAGAACUCUUUCCGACACAAGAACUCUCUUCCAGCAGUGAAUGGAUUUCACUCAGGCGGGACUCCCUUGCAUCAUGUGGAGCAUUCACACAACAGUCUGGUUAGAAAGAGCAGCACAGAGCCGCAGAGCCCUGGAUCGACGUCCCCCACCAGAAAGCAACGAGACAAAGAGACAACGGUUACGAUUAACGGCGUGACAUUCCCAUCACUGGCCUUCAUGUGCGAGCAGCAGUUGCUGAAACCAAACGAAUGGAGCUACUGUGACUAUUUCUGGGCUGACAGGAAAGAUCUCCAAGGCAACGGUUGCAUCACCGGAUUCGAAGUGUUGCUUCAAAAACAGCUGAAGGGUAAACAGAUGCAGAAAGAGAUGGCCGAGUUCAUACGAGAAAGGAUAAAGAUAGAAGAAGAGUAUGCCAAGAGUCUUUCUAAGCUCUCCCAGAUCCCUCUUGGAGGCCAGGAGGAAGGGACUUUGGGGGAAGCUUGGGAACAGCUCAAGAAGAGCCUAGCCAACGAAGCUGAAGUUCACCUAAAAUUCUCCUCAAAGCUUCAGAGUGAAGUGGAGAAACCUUUCCUGACAUUCAGGGAGAACUUUAAGAAAGACAUGAAGAGGUUAGAACAUCACAUAGCCGACCUCCGGAAACAACUGGUGGGACGCUAUGCAGCUGUGGAGAAGGCCCGUAAAGCUCUGGCUGACCGUCAGAAAGAGUUGGAGCUGAAGAGUCAGCAGAUGGAGAUGAAGCUCAGCAGUAAGAUCGAGGAGGACAUGAAGAAGGCUCGCAGGAAGUCCACACAAGCAGGAGACGAUCUGAUGCGCUGCGCUGACCUUUACAACCAGUCUCAGUCCAAAUGGUUUGAGGAGAUGGUGACCACAAGUCUGGAGCUGGAGAGGCUGGAGGUGGAGCGGGUGGAGAUGAUCAGACAACACCUGUGCCAGUACACCACGCUUCGACAUGAGACAGACAUGUUCAACCAAAGUACCAUAGAACCGGUGGACCAGCUCCUACACAGCGUGGAUCCCACAAAAGACCGAGAGCUGUGGGUACGGGAGAAUAAAACUGGUGAAACCAGGCCUGUGGACAUAGAGAUCUGACCUCAGAGCUGUCUGGGCUUUGGACACACACACACACACACACACACACACACACACACACACACACACACACACACACACACACACACACACACACACACACACACACACACACACACACACACACACACAUAUUUCCAGAUCCAAAAGCAGCUCGCUGGCCAUUUGGGUUCCUUGGGAUGAUGACAGUUAAAAUGUUUUUAAGCAACAAAACUCUACUAGAGAAUCUCAGGUGAGACGAUGGAAGAUCAACCUCGUGUGUGUGUGCAUGUGUGAGAAAGCUCUGUGUCACGCAGCAGCGGGAUUAUGAUUAACGAGUUAACAUUCAGACCUGAGAGUGUUGUCUUCACUAGCUGAUAGGAGGACAUGUCCAGGUGUUGAUGCUAAGCUACUGUUGCUAUGGUUUUACUCACAGGUUACAAUAGUGAUGGUUACUGAAGAAAGAGAGAAUUUAUUUUGGUACACAGCGAGGUUUAGUGAGCCUUGUUCAGACCGAACUAGGAGGAGCUAGCUACCGCAGCUAAUGCUAAAGCUUCAAUCCCUUUUUGAUGUACACUUUAUGUAAUAAAACCUUUGCUCAGAGUCACAAAUAAAGCAUAAAGUGACUUUGUGGUCAAAUCCAA